UGGUGUGCUUGCUACUUGCCCCUGCUGAUGGAUGCUUUUGCUGGCAGCCCCCUUGGAUGGCUCUGCGUGGGUGUCACCGUGCUUUUUGGAGUGACUGUGCUCUACAUGACCAAGAGGAACCUGGUGGAGAAAGCAGAUGUGCUGGUCUGGAGGCUCCUGCCAGCUUUGCUGGGGCUGCUGUGCGUGGCCACGCUGGGCACUGGCAGGGGGCUGGUGGUGUUCUGCACCUCGUGCCUCAUCUCCUGCGUGUACCUGGGCGGCAGGGCACUGCUGCCCGUGGGUGACAAAGCUGUGCUCAUCACAGGAAGUGACACUGGGAUUGGACAUGCACUGGCUAAAUACCUGGAUAACUUAGGUUUUAUGGUGUUUGCUGGGGUUUUGAAUAAGGAUGGACCUGGAGCUGAGAAACUGAGACGGACCUGUUCUCAGAGACUCUCUCUGCUGCAGCUGGAUAUAACCAAUGCUACCCAAGUCAAGGAAGCCUAUCUAAAAGUCUCAGAGAAGGUGCAAAAUACAGGGCUCUGGGGAGUUGUGAACAACGCGGGCAUCCUGGGCUUCCCUGCCGACGGAGAGCUGCUCCCCAUGAGCAUGUACAGGCAGUGCAUGGAGGUGAAUUUCUUUGGGGCUGUGGAAGUGUCCAAGACCUUCUUACCGUUACUUCGGAAAUCCCAGGGGAGGCUGGUUAAUGUGUCCAGCAUGGCAGGAGGCAUUCCACUACCGAGGUAUGCUGCAUAUGGUGCAUCAAAAGCAGCUCUGUCCAUGUUUUCUGGAGUAAUGAGGCAAGAGCUUUCCAAAUGGGGAAUUAAAGUUGCUGCAAUUCAUCCAUCAGGCUUCCGAACAGGUAUAGAAGGCACAUCCAGCCUGUGGGAUAAGCAAAUAAAGGAGCUGAUGGAGAACCUCCCAGCACACACAAGGCAAGACUAUGGUGAGGACUACCUCCUGGGGCUGAAGAGCUACUUCCUGCACAUGCCUGCGUACUGCAACGCCGACCUCUCCCCCGUGCUGAACGCUGUCCUACACGCUUUGCUGGCCAAGAGACCACAUGGCUUGUACACCCCUGGCAAAGGGGCUUACAUGUCCCUCUGCAUCUUCUGCUACUUCCCUCUCUGGUUCUAUGACUUUGUCAUUGGUAAGAUGAUGACUACUGAGUCUGUCCCAAGGGCACUGAGAACAUCAGAAUCUGAAAGCAAGAAUCUCUAAGGUAUCCAUCAGCAUUUGUCUUGAUGAGAUAACUGGGAAAAACUCUGUUUUAGGACACUGCUAUUUAUUGUACUGUCUUUGUUAAAUUGCAUUUACACUACCUUGCAAACAGAGGUAAAUCUUUGUGUUAAGAAUAAUGUUCAGGAAAAGCGGUAGAUAAACAGAAAUAGAAAGCUAUCUGGAGGAGGAAUUUUAAUGUUUUCAUGACGUCUUUGUAUCCUGCCUUCUGUGUUAAGGUAUCUCAUGAGGUUAUAUAGUUCCUGUCUGAUUCAAAAAGCACCACCAACACAUAGAUGUAUUAGCUGUUUUUCAAAACCAGACCAAAAAAUCCUUGAAAGUCAAUAACAUUCUUAAAUGUUAGAAGGAGUUGCAUAUAAUCCUAUCACUGGAUAGAUUUAGAAAUGUCAAAUGCAAAUCUUUCUCACUGCAGCUUCAGCCUAACAUGUUUUGGGUUUUCUGUUGUUGGUUUUCUUCUGUUCUGUUGCUGUUGGACCUGAGAAAUGAUUGACCUUUUUUCCCCCAAGUUUUGUGAAGUAUAGUUGUGAUGUUUAUAAUGUGUCCUUUUUGCUAGACUAAGCAACAUAAAUUGGGGGAAAAAAUGAACAAAGAUCAAGACCUUCACAAAGAAACUAUCAGUCUCCAUCCUGCAGUAUUAGAAAUAGUAAUAGUAAGUAAAUCAGCUGCUAAUUUGAUUUGUCUGUCUUGGUCAUUCUGUGCAUUGCCUGUAUAUGCCUGUGCUUCUUUAAUUAUUAGUAAACUCUGAUCUCACUUAUGCUUUUUGUACAAUUCCUUACUUGGUUUCUGGGUUUAUGAAAAACUCACAUUUUUGCCCAUUUCUCCUGGCACCUUCCUGUGUCUCCCUCUGCUUUAGGGAUAGUUUGUGCUCACUCCUCUAAGAUCAGUCAGUGUUCAGGUUAGCUUUACUGGAGUCCAGUGUCCACCUUCUGAUAGACUUUGUCACUCCCCUAAAUUAAUUCUAGGAACAUCAGGUGCUGUCUCUGCGCCCUACACCAUAAAACCCUCACCAAUGCCAAGAGGUUGUGCAGCUCACCUAUACUUUUCCUUCCCCACUCCCUUUUUGCAUUGCCCAUCAUAUCCUCAGGCUUUGAAAGGCUGUGGUAUUUUGAAAGAAAGCCUCAUCCCCCUGAGUUCCAUGGUUUGUCUGUCUGUCCUAUGCCUUUCUUUGACAAGAUGCAUUUCUUUUCUGAUGAUGAAAAAUUAAAUCAUUACAUUCUGCGCUUUAAAUGUAGAUGCACUUUUUUCCUUCCCUUCCUGAGCAACUUCCUCUUCUGUCAUAAUCCUGCUUAUGUGAUGUACUCUUACAGUCAGCUGAACAAAAUCACUAUUUAAUUUGCAUCUCGAUUAUUUCUUCCUGCAUCUUUUACAUUGAUGCAAGAUGCCUGUAAAUGCACAGAGAAUACUCAGCAGACUUGGCCCACCAUUGUAAUUUGUGCCCCAGUGUGGAAAUCUUUCUGUCAUGAUUACUGCUUUUGCUGCUGAGGUUUAUCUCCUUGUGGGUUUAUAUCAGUCCCCUGAUUACAGACUUUUGCCUUCCUUUGAGAAAGUGUGACCAAAAAUGUUUUUCACUCAAAUUCUGGGACAAUUUCUAUCUCUCUACCCAUUUUUUCCUUUAUUUUCCAAAUUUUUUGUCAGCAA
Tyto alba (common barn owl) is the source of this 2856-nucleotide messenger RNA. It is a transcript of the gene HSD17B2, whose product is annotated as hydroxysteroid 17-beta dehydrogenase 2. Lineage: Eukaryota; Metazoa; Chordata; Aves; Strigiformes; Tytonidae. Bases 28 to 1200 code for a protein of 390 amino acids. The record is from RefSeq and is a predicted model, not a curated record. Gene Ontology annotation, molecular function: oxidoreductase activity. The transcript has 5 exons.